UGAAUGGCUUUUCUUAAAUUGACACUGUGACCUCGCUGAAUGUAUAGAACGAGCUACUGCGCUUGAUAGUGACAAUCAGCGCCAUGGACGUCGAGAGCUCCGACCCAAACCACGAGAUCAACAAGGAUGACGGCGCCGCCACCAUGAGCAAAGGCCUCCGGAGGGCCCUCAUCUUCCUCAACUGCGUCUUCAUGGCGCUGGGCAACACCGGCAGCCCCCUCCUCCUACGCCUCUACUACCGCAGCGGCGGCAAGCGCCAGUGGCUAUCCAGCUGGCUCCAGACCAGUGGCUCACCGCUCAUCCUCCUCCCCUUACUAUGCUUUUACAUCCACCGCCGCCAGCGGCGCUCCUCCUCUGUUCCUCUCUUCUUCAUAACCCCGCGACUCGGCCUCGCCUGCGCAGCCCUCGGCGUCCUCACCGGCCUCGACGACUUCCUCUACGCCUACGGACUCGCCUUCCUCCCGGUCUCCACCUCGUCGCUGCUCAUCUCCACCCAGCUCGCCUUCACGGCCCUGUUCGCGUUCCUGUUAGUGAGGCAGAGGUUCACGGCGUACUCGAUCAACGCGGUGGCGCUGCUGACGGUGGGGGCCGUCAUGCUGGGUCUCCACGUCAGCGGGGACAGGCCGGAGGGGGAGAGCAGGGGGAAGUACUUCAUGGGAUUCGCCCUCACGCUGGGGGCGGCGGCGCUCUACGGCCUCGUACUCCCUCUGGUGGAGCUGAUGUACACCGUGGCGAGGCGGCGGGGCCUGGCCGUCACCUACACGCUGGUUCUGGAGAUGCAGCUGGUGAUGGGGAUGUUCGCCACCGCUUUCUGCACCGUCGGCAUGAUCGUCAACCACGACUUCCAGGCGAUUCCAAGGGAGGCCAGGAAUUUUGAGCUGGGCGAGGUUAAAUACUACGUCGUCCUCGUUUGGAACGCAAUCUUCUGGCAGUUCUUCUUCAUCGGCACCGUCGGCACCAUCUUCUGCGUCAACACUCUGCUCGCCGGAAUCCUCAUCGCCGUUUUCCUCCCCGUCACUGAGGUGCUGGCCGUCAUCUUCUUCCACGAGAAAUUUAGCAGCGAGAAGGCCAUCGCCCUCGUCCUUUCCUUCUGGGGCCUCGCCUCCUACUCCUACGGCGAGUACCGGCAAGUGAAGGACAACAAAAAGAAAGCCAAUGCUGCCAUCACCAUUGAGCAGCCCACUUGAUCAAGCGCUCAUCUGCUUUCCUUUUUCCUAUAAAUUCAUAUGCUGAUCAAAUAUAUCUAUAUAAAUCGUAUUCAAAUUCAGAAUCUACUCUCCAAUUCGUUA
This is a messenger RNA of Zingiber officinale, 1289 nucleotides long. Its product is annotated as purine permease 3-like. The coding region runs from base 84 to 1187 and encodes 367 amino acids. The record is from RefSeq and is a predicted model, not a curated record. Gene Ontology annotation, molecular function: purine nucleoside transmembrane transporter activity. Gene Ontology annotation, cellular component: membrane. The transcript has 2 exons. Lineage: Eukaryota; Viridiplantae; Streptophyta; Magnoliopsida; Zingiberales; Zingiberaceae.